AUGGCGGCGAGCCGUCUGUCCCCUCCUCCAGCCACAGACGAAGAAGCCCUGAAUGGCCUUAAGAAAAUUUACUUGAGCCUUCUUCCUCCAGUGCAGAUCGUCGAGAUAUGUCUCGCAUUCGAACCGCACGUCCCUUUACACGUCCGCGACACAGUGUGGCCCGCGGAUCUCGAAGCCGCUAUCCAUGCUCUCAAAAGGGUGCCAGCUAACGGCCCCAGUAUGCCACGCGCGUCCUCGACGCAGUCUGUGGAGGCUGAGCCAGUCGUCGGAACGAACGGCAGCGCAGAUGUGCCUUCACAGGAAGUGCAUCCUCCAGGGGAGCCUUCUAGGGACAGCACGGCAGAGACUGAACCAGAGGCGAGUCCACCGAUGGCUUCGUUGAACGACCCUGCGGAAUAUCGCUCUGCAUUGCAAACCGAGGCACCGCGUUCGUCUGCUGAGCAGUAUCUGAGACGACGGCUGUCGGCGUCGUUGUCUCCUGCUCCUUCACCCUUAGCGUCGAACGAUUCCGCCUCAGGUACCAACGCAAACCCGGGUACCCAACCUCAGCCUGCAAGGUACUCAGCGAAAUCACCGUCGGCCAGUAUGGUGCCGUCCACACCCCAUUCGCAUGCACAACCACCAGCCACGUACCCUUACAUGCCUUAUGGGUACGCGAUGCCCUCCCAACCGCAGCACUCCGCCUACCCGCAUGCACCGUACUACGCGCCGCCUGGCCCAUCGCACCCGCACGCAUAUCCCCCGCCGUAUCCCUACUCGCCUUACGCACCUCCGCACGGGUACCAUACGCCCACCCCGCCGCCUCCCCCGCACUACCCAGGCCCAUAUCCGCGCCCGCAUAUGCCGUCCGGACCUGCGGAUCCAUUACCGGCGGAGGACCUCCCCUCGUAUGAGGAGAUGAUAGUCGAGGCGCUGCUGGACUCGGGUGACCCCAAAGGCGCGCUGCCAAAAGAGCUGUUCGCGUGCAUGGCAGCGCGGUACCCGCUGCAGACGAACUUCCGGCCGAGCGCGAGCCAGGCGCUGCAGAAGGCGUACAGACGGGGCAGGCUCGAGAAGAGGCCCGGCGGGCGGUACCGUCUGAACGCCGCUUGGGAGGGGGGUGCGACGUCCAGGAGGACGACACGGCGCCCGCAAACACUCGCUCAGACGACGUACGCGCUGCACCAUCCCCCGCAGCCGCCCUCGUCUCCCUUCACGAGUGCGCCACUCGCGCAUCCGCCGCAAAACCCGUAUUCCCAGCCAAAUGGCUCCGCUGCACAAGGACACAUUGCUUCUUACCCCGGCUAUCCAUACGGUUACCCUCAGACGGGCUACCAUGGGUAUCCACCACCUCCCGGAUAUCCCCGGUAUCCGCCACCGCCACCCCCAGGGGAGGCAGCUGCACAGGAGAAGACAGCGUCUACUGCCGCCACGGCAUCGUCUACCUCGAAGGCCGACGAGGAGAAGGAUGAUGCGUGGGAAGCCGCGCAGCAUAUUCUGAGCGCGAUCAACUUCGGGCCGUUGGGUUCAGCAGGUGAUGGGCCAGAGGCGGGACCGUCGACUAGCGUCAACGGCCCUGGAUCCCCACCCGAGCAUUCCGCACCCGUGACAGCUGGGAUGGGAUUCGACACCACUGCAGGACCCAGCACGGCGGUGCAGCGCACGACGCUGACGGACGACGAGCGCGCAUCCCUGCAAGCCCAGCUCGCGCUGUUGGCUGCACAGCUCGCCGAGAUCGGCGACGCGGAUGAGGAGGACGAGGAGGGGGAGGAGGACAUGCAGUCUGUCUUGAUCAGCAUGGGCAAGGGUAAGGGUGUGGCGACGGACAUCAACUAUUUUCCGGAGGUGUUCCAGGACGUCCGCGGUGCUUCUGUGGGCGCAGCGGUGGCGGUGAACGGGAGUGAUGCUGGCGCCGGUGCGAGCGAGGAGGACGAGGAGGAUAGCGAUGCGGAUAUGGAGAUGGUUGAGGUGCCUCCUUUUGCUGGGCGCGAUCCAUUACGGACUUGA
Sparassis crispa is the source of this 1986-nucleotide messenger RNA. RefSeq lists its product as hypothetical. Gene Ontology annotation, molecular function: DNA binding. The coding region runs from base 1 to 1986 and encodes 661 amino acids. The transcript has 3 exons. Gene Ontology annotation, biological process: nucleosome assembly. Gene Ontology annotation, cellular component: nucleosome. NCBI's taxonomy places the organism in Eukaryota, Fungi, Basidiomycota, Agaricomycetes, Polyporales, Sparassidaceae. The record is from RefSeq and is a predicted model, not a curated record.